Messenger RNA from Sphaerulina musiva SO2202, 1440 nucleotides. RefSeq lists its product as uncharacterized. Bases 1 to 1440 code for a protein of 479 amino acids. The record is from RefSeq and is a predicted model, not a curated record. Lineage: Eukaryota; Fungi; Ascomycota; Dothideomycetes; Mycosphaerellales; Mycosphaerellaceae. The transcript is spliced from 2 exons.
AUGACUGUUUCGACGGGCGCGGCAGUGGGGAUCGCGAUGGGAAGCCUCAUUGCUGGAAUCCUCAUCUGUGGUCUGGUGGUGGAUCUGCUGGGUGGACAUAGAUACAUUCUCAAAAAGAGGCCUGCUAGAGGGGCAGAUGGCGAGGAUGGGAACCUCGAAGAGUCGAUAUUCGGAGAGAAAGCAUCUCGGUCUCAUCGAGGCGGACCCAUCGAUCCUGAAAGAAUCCUCUCGACGCCCGAACAACAACAAAACUCUCCUGUUAGUUCCCUCGAUUCCAGCUCUUCUUCCAUAGCUACCAUUGAAACCCUCGACCAAGAAGUUCGCCAAGAAUUCGUCAAUCUCAACAUUGCAAUCAAAGGCCACGCCGAACUGUACUACAAUCUCCGACCCAUCGAAGAUGAAGUCGCCCUCAAAAGCGCUUCGUGUGACACCAACCUCUCCACCCUUGACGAUCUCCUCGGUCCCACCGCGCCACUCGAUGCCAUCGCCAUGGACUCCCUCCUCCAAACGCCAGAAACCCGACACGAAGCCAUCCGAUUGCUGAUCGCAUGGUCACUCUUCCGAUUUAUCCAACUCGACGCACCCAUUGAAAGAACACUUUUACCUCCCGAAUUGGUGCAAUGCGCGCAAGCGAUGUCGCGACGUCGACAGGAUGUUUCGUCGGGAAAGAUGAUGACGACGACGACGAUGAUGAUGAUGGAUGAGGAAGCGAAGAAGAAGAGAUUGGAAGUUACAAGGAAACCUUUACCCUUGAAUUCAAAUCCGGGAAGUGGGGCUAGUAAUCGUGUGAUUUCUUCUCCUCCUCUACCUCAUGGUACUAGCACUACCACUAUUGCUCCCACGAAUGCAGCAGCACUACAAGAAGAACCCGACAACCGGAUCCUCUUUGCAAAAUGGAGAGAAAUCUCCGGAAAAUUAUUUCCUCCCAUUCACGCUCCUCCUCACCACAAUCUAUCAUCAUCAUCACCACCCUUCUCCUCCUCCUCACCACCACACUCCUCCUCCUCAGCAGCAGCAGCAGCAGCAGCAGUAACUAACCCUCAUCCCCACACCCCCCCAAACGAAACCACCACCACCACCACCACCCCUCACGAAGACCUCAUCACAACCCUCGUCUGCCUCCUGCAACCCUACAUCGCCACAGGCUACGGCGGAGCUCGCGUCCGCGAUUUAGAAAACGUCGUGGCAGCAACUACACGCUUGGGAUUUCGAUUGAUGUUUAGUUCGAGAACCGAAUGGGAAUUCGCUUGGUCCACGCUGAUGGCGGAUGAAUUUGUCGUUUUUCCGGCUCUGGUCAAAGUUGGAGAUGGGAGGGGCCAUAAACUCCGCCAAUCCAUCGUUUUAACAUGGGAAGAAACUGUCAAAUUGGGUGAACCCGUUUUGGAAGCUGUACAGAAACGAGCUUCGGAUUUGAGGAAUUUGGCGGAACAGAUACCUUGA